AUGGAAGCUGCUGCCUGUUGCCUGCCUCCCCACGGGCUCCGGGUGCCUGUGACCAGUGCUCGCCCAGCCCCAGGGCUGGAGCAAGGGGGAAGGCAAGGAGGGAGCAGGCCAGGGUGGGUGGCUGUCGCACUGAACCUGCUCUCCGCACCUAGAUCCCUGCCUCUCUGGAGACCGUGGCUGCCCCAAGCAGAGGAGGGAACCGGACAGUGGAGGGAGCAGACAGACACUGCUUGGACUCGGGAGGCAGUGGGGGAUGGUGGCCCCGACAAAACGCUGGCGUUUUUCCACCACCCAGUCAGGCUCCUCUGGCCCAAGUCCAAGUCCUUUGACUAUCUGUACGGCAUGGGGGAGAAGCUGCUGGAGAACUUCCCGGUGCAGGCCACCCUCUGCCUCUACGAGGACUCGGGCAGCGAGGAGGAGGAAGAGGAGGAAGAAGAGGAGGAGGAGGAGGCAGGGGACAUUGCGGCAGGUCCCCCACCGCAGGCAGGCAGCCCUGGCAGGCCGGUGUGA
Messenger RNA from Aptenodytes forsteri (emperor penguin), 510 nucleotides. It is a transcript of the gene RIPPLY1, whose product is annotated as ripply transcriptional repressor 1. Lineage: Eukaryota; Metazoa; Chordata; Aves; Sphenisciformes; Spheniscidae. Bases 1 to 510 code for a protein of 169 amino acids. The transcript is spliced from 4 exons. Gene Ontology annotation, cellular component: nucleus. The record is from RefSeq and is a predicted model, not a curated record. Gene Ontology annotation, biological process: embryonic pattern specification; negative regulation of transcription by RNA polymerase II.